Molecule: messenger RNA, 968 nt
Organism: Cercospora beticola
Lineage: Eukaryota; Fungi; Ascomycota; Dothideomycetes; Mycosphaerellales; Mycosphaerellaceae
Gene: SOD1
Product: superoxide dismutase SOD1
Biological process (GO): superoxide metabolic process
Molecular function (GO): copper ion binding
Source: RefSeq, a predicted model, not a curated record
GCCGCGAUCGGUUGUUUCAGGGCACGUCAUGGCGAGGUGGGGUUCGCGCUUUCCCCUCCAUCUCCGAGCUGUUGCAACACUUUCCUGCCUGCCUUCGAAUCUUUUCUCCAAACACAACAGACGUUCAACUCAUCAAGAAACAUCAAAGGGAACCCGAAACCAAAUAUAUACCGACAAAAACACCGCCACAAUGGUCAAAGCAGUUGCCGUCCUCCGUGGUGAUUCCAACAUCAAGGGCACCGUGACCUUUACUCAGGAGAACGAGGGUUCGGCCACGACGGUGGAAUGGGAUAUCACUGGUCACGACGCCAACGCUGAGCGUGGUAUGCACGUUCACGCUUUUGGCGAUAACACCAAUGGUUGCACCAGUGCUGGUCCUCACUUCAACCCACACAACAAGGAACACGGUGCACCAGAGGACUCAGAGCGCCACGUCGGCGAUCUCGGAAACUUCAAGACCGAUGGCCAGGGCAACGCAAAGGGCUCUGUCCAGGACAAGCUCAUCAAGCUGAUCGGUCCAGAGAGCGUUCUCGGCCGUACUGUUGUUGUGCACGCUGGCACUGAUGAUUUGGGCAAGGGCGGACACGCUGAGAGCAAGAAGACUGGUAACGCUGGUGGCCGUCCAGCUUGCGGUGUCAUUGGUAUUGCUGCAUAAGCUUUGCCAGAUUGGCAAUGGAUACAUCAAUGCAAUGAGGAGGGAGAUAUGUCUGGUGUGAUCACACAUGGGCAGCAGUAGUGGUAUGAUGAUACGAUGAUGUGAAUGAGAAAAGACGUAUGUGUAGAUGAAUAGUACAUACAUACUAUCGGCAAAAGCACAAAGUUGAUGGUAUAUUUGUUCUUCUCGCUGCACUGUGAGCACGAUGUCUCACCUUGUGGAACACGCAUUGAUAACGAGCUUGAAGAUAGGAAAAUAUGACAUGAAAGGCGAUAUGGCUUUUGAGAUCACAUGUAUCUAUCCUCAAUUCCCA